CCGCGCGAAAUCGCGGCCAUCGACGCUAUCGUCGCACAACCUUAUCACCCCGAUUUGCACGAGAUCGCAACCCGAUUCAAUACUACUUACGAAACCAUAUGAUAUCGGAGAUAUCAGAUACGGGUUCGGAAAGCUCUUGGCUGGGAUCCCCGGAAAAAACCAGGCCAUUGAUUAAUAAUUAUACCAGAAAUAGAAGAAGCGGUAAUAGAGCAUGUUCUGAGAUAUAUUGACGUUUACCAGGAGGAAAUUAUCGACUUUCUUAAUGAGGAAUUCGGUAUUAAACCUUACCAAACGAUGAUCUCGCAUCUUUUGAAGAGAUUAGAGAUUAUAUAUAAGAAAAUCAAGGCGGUAGUAGCGGAGCAAAACCAGGAGCUUCUUAAGCAGUGGUAUGACAAUUCUCGAUUUUGGAGAGCAGAUCAGAUCAUUACUAUAGACGAAUUAGCUUUUAAUAAGUAUACGGGGCAUAGGAAAUAUGGAUGGGCAUCUCAGGGCUUACCUACGGAGAUAAAGAUACUCUUAAAGCGAUCUCCUAAGUAGUCCCUUUUACCGGUAUAUAUGAUUAAUAGGUACCUUGAUCCUUUAGUUUAUUAAGGCAAUAUUAUAGCCGAGAUUUUUAAAGAUUAGAUAGAAAAUAGGGUAUUCCCAUAGUAUAAUCCAUGGCUAGGCAAAAAUUCGAUUAUUAUAAUAGAUAACUAUAGUAUAUACCGGAGUCAGAGGGUACUUAAUAUAUGCCGGAUACAGGGUAUUUGGAUACGCU
Molecule: messenger RNA, 757 nt
Organism: Hyaloscypha bicolor E
Lineage: Eukaryota; Fungi; Ascomycota; Leotiomycetes; Helotiales; Hyaloscyphaceae
Exons: 1
Source: RefSeq, a predicted model, not a curated record